GGGUGGCCGCUGGCGCGGGCGCGCGCGCGCGCCCGCUGCCCCCGCUGCCCGCCGCGCUGAAUGAAGCCCUGCAUGCAAGCGGCGCGAUGGUGAGCAGCCCUGGCCGCGCUGAGGAAUCCACAGGAGUCGCCGUGGGCAGGGGCCAGAAGCUGCUGCACGCCAGGCGGCCCCGCGCGGGCGCCUGCCAGGCACACUGCGGCGCCAGGCUGCCGACAAAACGGCUGGUCCGACUGCGGGGCUGGAGCCCGCCGGGGCGGCGCAGGGGCACGCACCCGCAGCCGGGCGGAGGGCGGCAGGGCUCCGGCGGAGGAAGAGGGCUCUGGCUCACUGGCGGCCUGCUGACAGAGCGGAGCCGAGAGGCGCCGGGCAUGGCGCGCCCUGCAAGAAGCUCGGAGCAGACAUCGUGCCUCUGGUUCGGCACGCCGCGAGUGGUACCGAAGCCGCAGCGGCCGUGCUGACUGUGUGAGACUCUGCGUGGCAGUUGCUGGUCCGGCCGCGUAAGCGAUCGGACCUCCGCGUGUCCGAUCAAGCUCCAGGCGCUUGUGUGCAACAGGCGGGAGCUGAUGGUGUCCAGGUGCGGGCGCCUUGCUGCGACGUGCGUGUCCAGAGGCGGCCGGCGGAGUCAGGACGUGC
Messenger RNA from Prorocentrum cordatum, 633 nucleotides. NCBI's taxonomy places the organism in Eukaryota, Dinophyceae, Prorocentrales, Prorocentraceae. The record is from the annotation of a GenBank genome assembly.